ACUUCGAACAUGCUUCAACUUUUAACCCAGCAAAGAAAAUUAACAAUUAUUUCAAACUUUAAAACGGAUCCAGAGCUCGAGAUUAUUUAACGAUGCCCAGAUAAAAUGACAGCUGGCCUGAAUAAUCGAUUAAAUCUUGGAGGAAUCAUAAUUUCAUUGAAGGAAUUCGAGUUCGAAAAGGGCAUUAAUAUUUAGAGUUGUCCUUCUACGCGGCUGGCCUACGGAUUCGUAACCUUAUAACUUUAAAUCGCUAGCAAGCAAACAUUAAUCACCAAGAGAAGUGGUAUUCUCCUCUAUUCCCCCUAAAUAACUGGCACAUCCUUCACAAUGCCUGACGAAAAGCACAUAUACGAAGCGCUCCCAAUACCUACCUAUUCCGAAGCUAUCGGCGAAUCCUCCCGUGGCUCGACACCCAUACCUCCCCGAUCCAAUUCCUCCAACGAAUCCGCACAUCCAGCCGAACGAGAAGGCCUUCUAGGUCAUGAUCCCGGUGCAAGAAUCCCAGUUCCGACUCGCAGAGCUGGUUAUCGUCCUCCUCCUACCGAAGAUGGCAUUUCUAAUCGGGGCAGUAUGGAAAGGGAUACAUUUCUAAAUCAACAUGGCGAGCGCGAAAGUGAAGAUGAUGAGCAGGUGCGUAGGGAGAUGGAGGAAAUGGAAAUACAGGAUCCGGAAACUUCACAAUCGACGUGGGGGAAACGCAUGUCGAGUCUUUCUGCAUCGUUAUCGUCGCGACUGCCAUGGAUACGUCGGAUUGGAUGGCCGUCAAUUGAUGCGAAUUUUUGUAUAGUGAUUGGGAGGAUUUUUGCCGUGCUUCUAGUCAUGGCGGUGGUUUAUCUGUUGUUUAUGAGCGAUCUUUUUUCGAAUGCGGCGAAUAGGAUUGGGGGGCAAAUGUUCCCGGCGGAAAGUGUGAGGAUAUUUGUGCAAGAGAGUGUUUCGGAGGAUAGAAUUGUGAGGUGGAUGCAUAGAAUUACGGAGACGGAUCAUUUGGCCGGUACGGAGGGGGACUACAUAUUGGCGGAGAUUGUGCAGGAACUCAUGGUGAAGAAUGGACUGGAGGAGGUAAAGAUGGACGAAUAUGGAGUUUAUCUGAAUUAUCCAAAGGAGGGAGGAAGGAAAAUCGAAUUACUCGGGGAAGAUGGGAAUCCCACUUGGCAGGCAAAGAUUGAUGAGCCACAACUUUAUACGAAUCCGCCGCGACAACAAACGCCUGUUUUCCAUGGACAUUCGAAGGCCGGAGAUGUGACCGGGCCGUUAUUAUAUUGCAAUUAUGGAUCACAAGCUGAUUACAAGUCAUUUUACGAUAGUGGAAUUGAGACAGAAGGAGCAAUUGCUUUGGUUAGGUAUUACGGUACCCAAGGAGAUAGGGCUUUAAAGGUCAAGGCUGCAGAACGUUGGGGUUUUAAAGCUGUGAUAAUGUACAGUGAUCCGGCCGAUGAUGGAUUCACUUUGGGUGAUACCGCCCCCAAUGGUAGAUAUAUGCCAAAGGAUGGAGUUCAACGAGGCGCAGUUAGCUUGAUGAGUUGGGUGGUGGGCGAUGUUCUCACCCCUGGAUGGGCAAGCGUAAAAGGGGCAAAACGGAUAUCAAAAGAAGAUAAUCCGGGUUUGACGAAUAUUCCUAGUAUCCCUAUCUCGUGGGGAGAUGCACAGAAACUUUUGCAAUCUAUUCAAGGAUUUGGAGUUGAAUGCACUCCAGAAUGGAGAGGUGCAGUUCCUGAUGUUAAAUAUUGGUCUGGAAAUCUUUCAACACCGAAAGUUCAUCUUGUUAAUGAACAGGAUGAAGUUGAACAACAACCGAUUUGGAAUGUUUUAGGCAAAAUUACCGGUGUUGAGCAAAAGGAAAAAUCCGUUAUUGUUGGUAAUCAUCGUGAUGCUUGGGUUUUUGGUGCUACGGAUCCUGGUUCAGGUACUGCCGUAUUUCUCGAGGUCAUGCAUAUCUUUGGUGAUCUUGUUUCAAGAGGUUGGCGUCCACAACGUACAAUUGAGUUUGCUUCUUGGGAUGGUGAAGAAUAUAAUCUUAUUGGGUCUACCGAGCAUGUUGAAAAGAACAUGGAAAAAUUACGCAAGGAUGCAUUCGUUUAUCUUAAUGUCGAUGUAGGCGUUGGUGGUGAUAAAUUCAGAGCAGCAGGAAGUCCAGUUUUCAAGAAAGCCCUUCUUCGAGUCCUAGAUCGCACAACUGAUCCUUAUCGCAAUGCUACUCUUCGACAACUAUGGGAUGAAAGAAAGGGUCAGUUAGAGGGUCUGGGAGCUGGAAGUGAUUAUGUUGCUUUUCAAGAUAUGGCAGGAACAUCCUCUCUUGAUUUUGGCUUUGAAGGUCCUGUCUAUCCAUACCAUUCAGCAUAUGACAAUUUCGAAUGGAUGGCCAGUCAAGGCGAUCCCAAUUUUCGCUAUCACAAACUUCUCGCUCAAGUCUGGGCCCUUCUUAUUCUCGAAUUUUGCGAUCGCGCAGUCCUUCCUUUUGAUUUCAGAGCAUAUUCCGCAUCCCUCUCUACUUGGGUCAUGGAUUUGGAAACUUGGGCAGAAAGUAAAGCUCCUAAUAAAGAUGGUAAUGUACCAUGGUCUACAGAACCAUUGAGAGAAGCAGCAUUACAAUUUGCGCAAGAUUCAAGAAGAUUUGAAAAAUUCGAAUUGGAAUGGGAUGGAUUGGUUAUGGGAAGUGGUGGCUUUGAAAGUCCUGGUUUGGCUUCUCAUAGAAAGAGUCAUAAUACUCGGAUGGCGAAUUUCGAAACCCAUCUCUUGGAUUUGGAGGAAGGUGGUGGGGUAUGUUUUGUUUCUUUUCCUUUUUAUUCUCGACACUUAUUUUGAGACUUUUUGUCCCAAUUGUCUGAUAUAUAUUACGUGAUAUUGUUUACUUAUAUCGUUGAAUAUCAUCAACUAACUAACAUGCAUAUAAAUAGAUACCCAAUAGAACACAAUUUAAACAUGUCAUCUUUGGUCCGCAACUCUGGUCCGGAUAUGAGGAGGCUUAUUUCCCGGCCAUUCGGGACGCGGUUGAAGUGGGGGAUUGGGGGUUGGCUAGGGAUUUGGUCGAGAAGACGGCGAGGAUUAUUAAGAGGGCUAGUUCGAAGAUGGCGGAUGGAUGAUGAGUGGGAGAGGUGGGUGGGUGGGUGAUAGGGUUUAGUGUCGGUAUUAGUGUUAGUGUUGAGGGGGAAGAACUGUAUGGGAGAAAGAGGAAAUAAGAGAAGAGGAAGAGGAAGGGGAAGGAGAAAUGAAAGUUAAGUUAGUGGAUGAUAUGUGAUGUGUGGUUGAUUAUAUAAAUAGCUACGUGUAGAGAGUACGGAGUAGUAGUAUAUCGAUUAUCACUCAUCGAUUAUUGAUUUGGAAUAAAAUUUCUAGAAUAGGGAUAAGAAUUCUGGAGUAAGAGUUCAGAAAUAAGGAAUUUAGUAAUUAAAUAAAUAAAUGCAUAAAUAAAUAAAUAG
Messenger RNA from Sclerotinia trifoliorum, 3416 nucleotides. The record is from the annotation of a GenBank genome assembly. Lineage: Eukaryota; Fungi; Ascomycota; Leotiomycetes; Helotiales; Sclerotiniaceae.